CCCCCGGCCGCUGGCUCGCUCGGCUCGCAACGCUGCAGAGGCUCCGAGGCGGCGGCGGCGCGGCGACUCCCUCUUUCCCUCCCUCCUUCUCCGUCCGUCCGUGCGUCUGUCCGUUCGGCCUCGGUCCGGCCCGCAGCAUGGCCGGCGUCAGCUUCAGCGGCCACCGCCUGGAGCUGCUGGCGGCGUACGAGGAGGUGAUUCGGGAGGAGAGCGCGGCCGACUGGGCUCUGUACACAUAUGAGGAUGGCUCAGAUGACCUCAAGCUUGCAGCGUCAGGAGAUGGGGGCUUGCAGGAGCUCUCUGGCCACUUUGAGAACCAGAAGGUGAUGUAUGGCUUCUGCAGCGUCAAGGACUCCCAGGCUGCUCUGCCGAAAUACGUGCUCAUCAACUGGGUUGGCGAAGAUGUGCCUGAUGCCCGCAAAUGUGCUUGUGCCAGCCACGUGGCUAAGGUGGCCGAGUUCUUCCAGGGCGUCGAUGUGAUCGUGAACGCCAGCAGUGUGGAAGACAUAGAUGCGGGCGCCAUCGGGCAGCGGCUCUCCAACGGGCUGGCACGGCUUUCCAGCCCCGUGCUGCACCGACUGCGGCUGCGUGAGGAUGAGAACGCCGAGCCGGUGGGCACCACCUAUCAGAAGACCGACGCAGCUGUGGAGAUGAAGCGGAUUAACCGCGAGCAGUUCUGGGAGCAGGCCAAGAAGGAGGAAGAGCUGAGGAAGGAGGAGGAGCGGAAGAAGGCUCUGGAUGAGAGACUCCGGUUUGAGCAAGAGCGGAUGGAGCAGGAGCGGCAGGAGCAGGAGGAGCGGGAGCGGCGCUACCGGGAGCGGGAGCAGCAGAUCGAGGAGCACAGGAGGAAACAACAGACUUUAGAAGCAGAGGAGGCCAAGAGGCGGUUGAAGGAGCAGUCUAUCUUUGGUGACCAGCGGGAUGAGGAGGAAGAGACCCAGAUGAAGAAGUCAGAAUCGGAGGUAGAGGAGGCAGCAGCCAUUAUUGCCCAGCGACCUGAUAACCCACGGGAGUUCUUUAAGCAGCAGGAAAGAGUUGCAUCGGCCUCCGCAGGCAGCUGUGAUGUGCCCUCACCCUUCAACCACCGACCAGGUCGUCCGUACUGCCCUUUCAUAAAGGCAUCGGACAGUGGGCCUUCCUCCUCCUCCUCUUCCUCCUCCUCCCCUCCACGGACUCCCUUUCCCUAUAUCACCUGUCACCGCACCCCAAACCUCUCUUCCUCCCUCCCAUGCAGCCACCUGGACAGCCACCGGAGGAUGGUGCCUACCCCCAUCCCUGCCCGGAGCCCAUCUGACUCCAGCAUGGCCUCUACCCCUGUCACUGAGCAGAUCGAGCGGGCCCUGGAUGAGGUCACGUCCUCGCAGCCUCCACCACUGCCACCACCACCCCCAGCAGCCCAAGAGACCCAGGAACCCAGCCCCGGCCUGGAUAGUGAAGAGACCAGCAAGGAAGCCAGAGCAGCAGACCCUCAGGCCUGGGCCAGCCCCCUGGAGGAGUCCCCUCAGGCACCAGAGCCUCCCCAGGGCCAAGGCAGCCCCACAGAGGACUUGAUGUUCAUGGCGUCUACAGAGCAGGCAGUCCUGGCUGCCUCUCUAGAGCCUGCCAUGGCUGGAGCCUCUGCAGCUGACACCCCAGCAGCUGAUGCCAUUGAAACCGACGCUGCCGCUGCUGACACCAGUGUUGCCAACACCGUCACCCCUGCCACUGCCAGCCUCAUUGACCUAUGGCCUGGCAAUGGGGAAGGGGCCUCCGUACCCCAGGCUGAGCCUAGGGCCCCCACACCACCCUCAGGUGCCGAAGUCACUCUGGCAGAAGUGCCCCUGCUGGACGAGGUGGCUCAGGAGCCACUGCCGCUGGCUGGUGAAGGCAGUGCCAACCUUCUCAAUUUUGAUGAGCUGCCUGAGCCACCAGCCACCUUCUGUGACCCAGGGGAGGAAGUAGAAGGGGAGCCCCUGGCUGCCCCCCAGGCUCCAACUCUGCCCUCAGCUCUAGAGGAGCUGGAUCAGGAGCCGGAGCCGGAGCUGGAGCCAGAGCCCCAGCUGCUGACCAAUGGCGAGACCACCCAGAAGGAGGGGACCCAGGCCAGUGAGGGGUAUUUCAGCCAAUCACAGGAGGAGGAGUUUGCCCAAUCGGAAGAGCUGUGUGCAAAGGCUCCACCUCCUAUGUUCUACAACAAGCCUCCAGAAAUCGACAUCACCUGCUGGGAUGCAGACCCCGUACCAGAAGAGGAGGAGGGCUUCGAGGGUGGCGACUAGCGGUGAUGCUUGCCCUCAGGCUGCCCUCGCCAAGGCCGCCCACCUGCGCUGGCCUCUGGCCAGACGGCCCGCAGUGCCUGCACUUGCAGCAGCUCCGCCUGGCACCCACUCUGGAUUCCGGCCCUGGCCGGGGACUUGGCCGCUUCCCUACCCACAGGGCCCUACUUUUACAGCUUUUCUCUCUUUUUUAAAGUUGAUAGGAGACUUGUACAGUUGACUGGUUUUCCUCCCGUUGGUAGUUGAGAUGCUGUUGCAAAUUCCACCCCCUUCCCACCCGGUCCAGAUUGUAGCUCUUAGUCCUCCCUGCUCACUCAGCUGGCCGGGGUGGAGGCCUCACCCUGCUUGGGGCCUGGCGUGGGGGGAAGUUCUGGUGGGAAAAUGUUCCCCCCACCUCUUUUCCUAGUUUUCUGUUUCUUGGAAAAAUAUCACUUUGUAUUCUCUGUCCAGGGCUUCAGAUAUUUUGCACGAAUUUUAAAACAUGGCAAUAAAUGGCUCGUGGGCUCUGGUUCCCUGGGACCCGCCCCCCUCCCCCCUUCUCUUGACCCCUCCCAACCUGGUCCGAAGGAAGUAGCAGGCCCAGCUGGGGCCUCUCAGCUUCCUGGCCCUUUCCUGCCCCCUCCUGCUGGGCAGGUCCCAGGCUGGAGGCCCUAGGCGUGAUUCAGGUCAGGGCUAUGGGUGGCCCCUUUCCAUCUUCUCCCUCUUUGCUUGGGUUCCUUUUUCACGUUCAGUAACUGUUUUUUGGAAAGCACAAACUUCUGUAACAGGUCGUGCUCAUGUCUGUUAAUAAAGAAAUCCAGAUCC
Lagenorhynchus albirostris (white-beaked dolphin) is the source of this 3056-nucleotide messenger RNA. RefSeq names its product drebrin 1 (gene DBN1). Bases 138 to 2255 code for a protein of 705 amino acids. NCBI's taxonomy places the organism in Eukaryota, Metazoa, Chordata, Mammalia, Artiodactyla, Delphinidae. Gene Ontology annotation, biological process: postsynaptic actin cytoskeleton organization; positive regulation of axon extension; neuron projection morphogenesis. The record is from RefSeq and is a predicted model, not a curated record. Gene Ontology annotation, cellular component: plasma membrane; dendrite; site of polarized growth. The transcript has 15 exons. Gene Ontology annotation, molecular function: actin filament binding.